Anguilla anguilla (European eel) is the source of this 2288-nucleotide messenger RNA. RefSeq names its product fibrinogen-like 2a (gene fgl2a). The transcript is spliced from 2 exons. The record is from RefSeq and is a predicted model, not a curated record. NCBI's taxonomy places the organism in Eukaryota, Metazoa, Chordata, Actinopteri, Anguilliformes, Anguillidae. Bases 92 to 1432 code for a protein of 446 amino acids.
GGCUGUCAGAGCGAGAGGUAGAUCAGCGCUGCCCUCCUGCAGUCCUCUCUCUCUCUCUCUCACUCUUGCUGACUCUCGCCUGUGAGACACCAUGAGGAUCGCGCUGACGUGCGUGUGUUGGACCCUGCUGCUGUCCGCGCCCCGGGUCGCCGCGGAGACGGCCGACGGGCAGGCUGCGGGGGAGAAGGGCGCCGCCCCCGGCUGCCCGGUGCGGUUCAAAGCCGCGGGGCAGUGCGGGGACGGGGAGGAGUGCCCGUACCAGGUCACCCUGCCUCCCCUCACCAUCCAGCUGCCCAAGCAGUUCAGGAUGCUGGAGAAGACCAUGAAGGAGCUCCAGAGCCUGAAGGAGACGGUCAACAAGCUCAAGAGCCAGUGCCAGCAGUGCCGGCAGCCGGCCGACUACAACCUGCAGAGGGACAGCGGCGAGGUGCUGCCGCUCGACCAGCCGGCCCGCGGCGACAAGGACGAGGGCGGCGACCCCGACGGCCGCGGCAGGGACCCGGCAGCCUUGCUGGAGAUGCAGCAGAAGAUGGACCGCAUGUCCAACAGCCUGAAGCACGCCCGCACCAACAUCACCAAACUGCAGGGGCGCCUGGAGGGGCUCAACCUCAUCAACAUGGACAACGUCAAGUCCAUCGUGGACAGCAAGGUGGAGAACAUGACCGCCUUCAUCAGCAACCUCAGCAAGUGCUCCAGCCCGUGCCCGUCGCAGUCGUCACCGCAGUUCAUUAUGGCGCCGAGAGACUGCUCCGACUACAACAUGAUGGUGGAGAGAAAGAACGGGGUCUACAAGGUGACGCCUGAGCCCCAGAGCGGCACCUUCGAGGUGUACUGCGACAUGGAGUCCUACGGCGGGGGGUGGACCGUGCUGCAGCGGCGCCUGAACGGGAGCGUGAACUUCAACCGCACCUGGGCCGAGUACAAGAAGGGCUUCGGCGACGUCCGCGGGGAGUUCUGGCUGGGCAACGACAGGAUCCACCAGCUGACCAAGGCCAAGGACAUGGUCCUCCGGAUCGAGCUGGAGGACUUCCAGGGGGUGAGGGAGUACGCCAAGUACGACCGCUUCUACGUUUCCAACGAGUUCCUCCGCUACCGCCUGACGGUCAGCGGCUACUCUGGCACGGCCGGGGACGCCCUGCACUUCAACAAGCAUUACAACCACGACCAGAAGUUCUUCACCACCCCAGACAAGGACAAUGACAUGUACCCGUCCGGUAACUGCGGGGCCUACUACAGCUCCGGCUGGUGGUUCGAUGCCUGCAUGUCAGCCAAUCUCAAUGGCAAAUACUACAAGGAGAAAUACAAGGGGGUGCGCAACGGAAUCUUCUGGGGCACGUGGCACAACAUGACACAGGAGUACUACCCCACCAAUUACAGAAAUCCUUUCAAGACUGUCAAAAUGAUGAUCCGACCCAAGAACUAUGCACCGUAAACCACUGACCCUGGUGACCUGAAAAGAUGUGGUCAACCGGUUCCCUUAAGGACCUUCUUCCACUCCUUCCUGCUUCCUGCUGAAAGUCAAGAACUUCUUCAUACAGUGAAAAACAGUGAGAACAAGUGCUAAAGGGACAUUCCCACUGAUACCCUAACUGGCUUACAAUACAAAAGACAUUACUUUAAUUUUCAUUAUCAGUAUUAGAGGUUUCCAAACAGAAUCCACAAACCCACAAAUAAUGUACUUGCACUGAUGAUCACUGAACUGAUAUAUAAAAUCAACAGGAAUACGACUUUAAUUGAUAGAAUUAAGAUGGUUUUGAGCCCAAUUAUAACUGAACUUAAGAAUGCCUAGAAACCAGCCUAAGAAAACAAAGAAGCUUUGCUGACUGUAUGUACUGCACAGCUACGAUCAUUACCUUACACAACUUUGCUCAAGUGAACAUGUUGAGAAAAGUUGUGUUAUGUAUGAUACUGCCUCCUGGCUUUUGAUAAUUUUAUUACACCAUAUCCCUUCUAGGUCAGGUUGAGAAGUAAGAGAAAGUAGUGAACGAAGAGGGAAAUGUACAGUAUUUAUUUUGAAAGUUAAAUAGCACUGUAAUUAAUAUAUAAGAUUCUAUCUUUGGGCUUUGAAUUGCUGGAGAAAAAUUUGAAAGAUGCAGGCCAAUAUGAAUUCAACCACUGUCACCUCUUCUGUUCGAGACAAAAUGAGGUGAAUGAUUUGUGUACAUCGAGUUAUACUUUACUCAAGAUUUGAUUGUGUAUAUUAGAGCUUUUCUACUACAAACAGUUGUAUUAAAACAUAUACUUUUUAAAUUAAAAUCUAAUAAAAGUGUUUUCUAUUAUUUUCUUCA